AUGAAACGCGAAAGUUUAAAACUGCGACAGUUACAUUCAAAUAAUUUGAGUGCUCCUACUCCAAGUGUGGAAAAAGAAAAGAAAGCAUUCCAAGAUGUCCUUCCAGAAUUUAUCGAUUCCGUGAUAACUACGACUAAGAUAAAGGAGCUGCCUGAGGUCGCAACAUGGAUGGAACAGAUGCACGCAUCAUUUCUUGUAUUAGAUGACAUCGCGGAUGGAGCGACAAUGCGGCACAAUAAGCAAUGUUGGCACUUGCAAAGAAAUGUCGGUUUGUACGCCGUCAACGACGCUUUGAUGAUGCAACAAGCUAUGAUGGACAUGUUAAAGACACACUUUGGGAAUUCGCCUAUCUAUAUUGACUUGAUUAAUUAUUUUAACGAGGCAAUGUAUCGAACCACGAUGGGCGAGCACUUGGAUCUAUGUUCAAACUAUAACAGGAACACAGAUAAUGUAGAAGUAUUCAGCCUGAACCGCCUCCACGACGCUGCCAUCAACAAGACAAGCAACUAUUCCUUCAAACUGCCAAUAUUUGCUGCACUUCUUCUUGUAAAAAAUGGAGGACAACUAGCCACUACAGAACUACAUGAGUUGUGUUCUGAAAUUGGAAGACUAAUGCAAAUUCAGGAUGAUUAUCUGGACGUAUACGGUGACGAGACGAUCACAGGUAAAACUGCAAGAGAUAUCCAAGAAGGAAAAGGCACCUGGUUGUCAGCAACAGCGCUGCAGCGCUGUGAUUCAGCUCAACUGGCGAUCUUCAAAGAAUACUUCGGCAGCAACAACUUGGAACAUGUGAAGCGCAUCAAGCAGCUUUAUGAUGAACUAAACCUGCGUCAUAUGUACGAACAAUAUGAACUGAAAAUGUAUGAAGAUCUGAUGCGUCGAAUAAAAGAGGUGCCCCAUGCAGGGGUUGAUCCCAUUCCUAUAAGAAUUUCUGAUAAGAAUGUGGAAGUUUUGAUCAUAAUGGCUAAAUUAGUCCGGUUCAACCGUUUAUUCUACAAUCAACUACGACCGUUACAUUCAAAUAAUUUGAGCGUUCCAAUUUUAAAUCUGGAAGCGGAAAAGAAAGCGUUCGAAAACGUCCUUCCAGAAUUUAUUGAUAACGUUAUAACUAGGCCUAAGAUAAAGGAGCUGCCUGAAGUCGCAACAUGGAUGAAGCAGUUGCACACAUCGCUAUUGGUAUUUGAUGAUGUCCUGGAUGGUGGGACGGUGCGACAUGGGAAGCCGAGCUGGCAUCUGCGACGCAGUAACAGCACACAUGCUUUUACCGACUCCAUGCUGAUACACCAUGCUAUGAUGGACGUUAUAGAAAUGCACUUCGGGAACUCGCCCUUUUAUAACAACUUGACUAAUUAUUUUCAUGAGGGUGCGUACCGAGCAGUAAUUGCUGAGCACAUGGACCUAUGUUCCGGCUACAACAAAGACAUGGACAAUAUAGAAAUAUUCACCAUGAACCACCUCCGUGAUAUUGCCAUCUACAAAUCAGCCUACUACUCGUUCAAAUUGCCAUUAUUUGCUGCACUUCUUCUGGUUAAGGAUGGAAAGAACCUUGCUACCCCAGAAUUACAUGACUUUUGCAUGGAAUUAGGAAUACUGAUGCAAGCCCAGGACGAUUACCUGGACGCCUUCGGCAACGAGACAAUCACAGGCAAAAAUGGCAGGGACAUCCAAGAAGGAAAAUGCACGUGGUUUUCCGUUACUGCGCUGCAGCACUGCAACUCAGCGCAACUUUCAAUCUUCAAAGAAUACUACGGCGGCAACGACGUGGAACAUGUAAAGCGAAUCAAGCAGCUUUAUGAUGAACUCAACCUGCGUCAUGUGUACGAACAAUAUGAGCUGAAAAUGUAUAAAGAUCUGUUGCACCGGAUAAGGGAUAUGCCCCUUGAAGGAGCGAGGACUCUUCUCACAGCAAUUUUAAAUUUCUGUUACAAAAGAAUGAAAUAA
Spodoptera exigua (beet armyworm) is the source of this 1941-nucleotide messenger RNA. NCBI's taxonomy places the organism in Eukaryota, Metazoa, Arthropoda, Insecta, Lepidoptera, Noctuidae. The record is from the annotation of a GenBank genome assembly.